Suncus etruscus (white-toothed pygmy shrew) is the source of this 1071-nucleotide messenger RNA. RefSeq names its product potassium calcium-activated channel subfamily M regulatory beta subunit 3 (gene KCNMB3). NCBI's taxonomy places the organism in Eukaryota, Metazoa, Chordata, Mammalia, Eulipotyphla, Soricidae. Gene Ontology annotation, molecular function: potassium channel regulator activity; calcium-activated potassium channel activity. The record is from RefSeq and is a predicted model, not a curated record. Gene Ontology annotation, cellular component: membrane; voltage-gated potassium channel complex. Gene Ontology annotation, biological process: potassium ion transport; detection of calcium ion.
AUGCAGCCUUUCAGCAUCCCGGUGCAAAUCACACUGCAGGGCAGCCGCAGGCGCCAAGGGAGGACAGCACCUUUGACCUCUGCAAGAAGGGGAACUCUAGAGUCAAAUGGAGACCCACCAGAUACACACCCAAAGCUGCCGUCCAGUGCUGGAGAGGACCGUGCUAUGCUGCUAGGGUUUGCAAUGAUGGGUUCAUCCAUAAUCAUGUUCUUCUUGCUUGGAACUACAAUCCUAAAGCCUUUCAUGCUCAGAUCUAUUGAGGAUCGGUGUGAUGAGGAGAACCCGAAGAAUACAUGGGAAAAAAAACACUGCAAUUUGCUGCUGGCUCAGCCUGUCUUCCUCCAGGUCCUCACACUCCUGAAUGCACAGCAGUGGCCCUUAAGGUACUGGGUUUGUCUUGAAAUAGAUGCCUCAGAUCGCCACAAAAGACACCCAGAUGCAAAAUCUCAUUUAUUCCUUUUAAAAUUAAAGCACUCCGAGAGGAAGAAUCGAACUGCCACUCUCAUGGACACACACAUCACGGAAGACUGGAUGGAGUGUGCAUUCACAUGCGGGACGGACUGCCGAGGGCAGGGCAGAUACCCGUGCCUGCAGGUGUUUGUGACGCUCACCCAUUCGGGCCAGAAAGUGCUCCUGCAUUACAGUGAAGAGGCUGUGCAGACCAAUUCCAAGUGCUUUCACACUCCAAAGUGCCACCGAGAUAGGAAUGAUUUACUCAACAGUGCUCUGGAUAUAAAGGAUUUCUUCGAUCACAAGAAUGGGACCCCCUUUUCCUGCUUCUACAAUCCAGGUAGCCAAGCUGAAAACGCCAUUCUCAUGAACAAGUAUGACCACAUGGUUGUCUUCCACUGUGUGUUUUGGCCUUUACUGACUCUGCUAGGUGGUGCCUUGAUUGUUGGCAUGGUGAGAUUAACACAGCACUUGUCCCUGCUGUGUGAGAAAUACAGCUCUGCACACAAGAAUGAGGUGGGUGGCCAAGCAUCCUACAUGGAACAGCAUCAACUUAAGCUGUGCAAUGUAAGUGGGAGGAGAGGAAGGAGCAGAGAAAUGUCACAAUGGUGGCCAGAUUAA